AUGGAGCUGCAGUCGUUGAGUAUUGCAGUCGCUGCAGCUUGCAACCACUGGCAAACACGUUGCAAUUUUCUUCAGUUGAGUCAGGGAUCAAGGUACGGUGACGUUGAUAAACAGAGACCCAUCAUCUCUUACACUGUUCGACAUUUACUCAGUACAACUGAGAAAUCUACAUUACUAGAAUCAGAAAUGCCGGAGCAAUAUUAUAGGAUUCAGUCCUUAGAUCGAGCACUCCAAAUCCCAAGUGUUCACUACCUAUGGGAUAAAUCUGCUGAGGUGUACAGCCAUGUCAAGGGAGCAAAUACUGUGAUUCACCGAGCACUCGAUACUGUCGAAAAUGUUUUCAGUAUGGUUGUUGAAAAAACAGCACUGCCUGUUGCCCGGCUCAUGGAAAAGCCAAUAUUCACAUUGGAUCGGACAUUGUGCCAGGGCCUGGAUUAUGUUGAGAUUAAAUUGCCCAUCAUAAAAGAAGACCCGAAGCAAAUCCUGCACCGUACAAAGUUGGUUUUGUUGCAGCGGCUCAAGCCUGCACUUCAAACUUUACAGGAAUUGAAACAAGAGACUGAGCAAUAUAUGAGCGUUGUUAGGAUCUGCACUUCAUACAGGGUACAUUACUUGAGAUCGUAUAGCUGGCAGCAGGCUGACCGAGUAAUGUCCACAGAAACCGGAGUCACUAUACUUAGGACUGUCGACAAUACAACAGAACGUGCUGAAAUAUUGUUGGAUAAAUAUUUGCCUGCUCUAGAAGAGGAGAAUUGUUGUGAUUUCGAUAAUGAGUGCAGUGAGCAUGACAAUCUACAUCACACGAUGUUGAGACUGAGUGAAUUUAGCAGCAGAGCAUCUCGUCGCAUUUACAUUGCCCUGACAGAGAGAUUGCAGCAUAUGUACAAGAUUGAAAUAAUUGUGCUUAUAUUACACGCCCUUAUUGUUAUUCAGGUUGUGAAGGUACUUGAAAUUCUGCUUACUUGUUUUUUGCGAAGUCUUAACUACACCAUUUAAUUUUGUUAGAGAAUGGUUUUUAAUCUGUGAUAUAUAUCUACGUCUGUUUUUAUACGCGAAUUAAUAAGUUAUAAUCAUUCUGUAUAUACGUAAGCCAUCUUUGAUUUAUCGGUUAAUUGUACUAUACCUGUAACCGUCGCUUGAUAAAGAUCUGAGAAUGUUGAAUUUGUAAUAAAUGAAUAAGUAAAUAUAA
This is a messenger RNA of Athalia rosae (coleseed sawfly), 1189 nucleotides long. RefSeq names its product perilipin-2-like (gene Lsd-2). The transcript has 5 exons. The record is from RefSeq and is a predicted model, not a curated record. Gene Ontology annotation, cellular component: lipid droplet; cytosol. Bases 1 to 996 code for a protein of 331 amino acids. Lineage: Eukaryota; Metazoa; Arthropoda; Insecta; Hymenoptera; Athaliidae. Gene Ontology annotation, biological process: positive regulation of triglyceride storage; lipid storage.